GCCAGACUACUUAUCGAGCUCACUAAAUAUCCUACACUUUUUAAAGGAUUUUUCAUAAUUUUAGCUCUAUUGAAUUUCCUACUUUUUAGUUUUUGUGAAAUGCCAGACAUCUUCGCAUCGUUCCAGCGUUGAAAUGUAGGCAAAUUGAAUUAAAAGAGACGUGUGCACAAAAAAGUAUUCAGUUUGGAUUUAAUUAAUGCAAAUAAAAAAGUGAAAACAAUCUUUCCGAACAGAGUUUAUCCCUCACACAUCAGAACGCAUAGUCACAACAUUCGAGUGUACAGCCUGCGUACGUUUUGCAAUACGAGAGUGAAAGCUCUCGGAAGAACCCACUGUGUCACUGCGCUGAGAGCAACGUCACUCGCUACACGACACCGGCGUAAUGGGUGCCUCCCAAAGCGAGCACUCUAAGUCAGAGAAAGCUGAGCUGGUGAGGAAGAUCAAGGAGCGACUAGCCUCCGUGGACCCCGACAAGGCGAAGUCACUAGGAGGGGUGUUCCUCUUCAACAUUUUCAAAGGAACCAGCGUUUAUUGUUGGACCAUGGACCUCGACCAACUGAGGGUCUACGAAGGUGAACCCGACCAAGACCCGGACACCACAGUCACCAUGAGUGAGCACUACUUCAAACAGAUGGUGACGGGCAGAGAAGACCCCAAGGUCAUCUUGCAAGCUGGCCGCUGUUCCGUCACAGGGAACAUCAUGAAGGCGAUGCAACUUGAACCUUUUAUUAGGCUAGAUUAGAGUUUGUUUUAGACUGUAAGUUAUUGUUAAGUUUGGUGUGUUCAAAAUGUGGAGUUAGUGUUUUGUUUUAUGUAGAAGUGUUUUCGUCUCGGUUUGCUCAAAUAACAUAAUUAGUUGUCUAUUGAUUCAUUAUCAUCCAUAAAGUUCAUUUUCAUCAUCAUCAUCACACAUUAUUAUCAAUUUAUCAUCAAUGGAUUUCGCAAGCACAAUCCUUAAGUAUUAUUCAAGUUCUCUCUCCAUGUUAGAACAGUCUGUUCUCUUGAGAUUGAACUACUAUUUUUUGAUAGCUACGCGUAGGAUGAUCAUUAGUGUCAGAAAUACUUUGAAGACAUAAGAUACGUUUGUGUUACUAUUUUAAAAUGUUAGUACCAUAGAUAACAUGCUUUUGUAGCUGAAUUAAGCACUAAGUUAUACUUUAUAUGCACAUUGUUACUUUUAAGUUUGUUAAGCUUUAAAUAUAUGUUAAUAG
This is a messenger RNA of Helicoverpa armigera (cotton bollworm), 1211 nucleotides long. RefSeq names its product peroxisomal multifunctional enzyme type 2. Gene Ontology annotation, cellular component: cytosol. The record is from RefSeq and is a predicted model, not a curated record. NCBI's taxonomy places the organism in Eukaryota, Metazoa, Arthropoda, Insecta, Lepidoptera, Noctuidae. The transcript has 5 exons. The coding region runs from base 383 to 742 and encodes 119 amino acids.